Messenger RNA from Cannabis sativa, 1226 nucleotides. RefSeq lists its product as uncharacterized. Gene Ontology annotation, biological process: root development; shoot system development. The transcript has a single exon. The record is from RefSeq and is a predicted model, not a curated record. The coding region runs from base 222 to 1082 and encodes 286 amino acids. Lineage: Eukaryota; Viridiplantae; Streptophyta; Magnoliopsida; Rosales; Cannabaceae.
CAUCAUCACCAUACAUGUUUACAUCACAGAUCACAAUCAGAUUAGGAAUAGGAUCACUGUAUGUAUUCAAAACCAUGAGAUUCCUCUUGUCCCCUUUACCUUAUCUUAGAUUCCCAUACCAUAUAUUUAUGAGUAUAUAUAGAGGGAUGGUAGAUGGCAAAGUAGGAAAACAAUCACACAACAUUCAAUUCAAUACAAAUACAUUUUGCUAGAAAAGAAAAAUGGCAGCUUACCACGUUCGCUCUAAUAGCUUUCCCUCGAGGCAACACCCUAUCAUCCCUGAAUUCGAUGCCUUGCUGUGCAGACUAAGGUCUUCAGAAGCCACUUCUUCCUCAUCCUCAUAUGUCUCCUCCAACCUAAAUGGACUUCAAGAUCUCCAUGAUUGUCUUAAUAAGUUGCUUUCCUUGCCUCUUAAUCAACAAGCGCUCUCCAAAGAACAGAAUCAGAAAAAGGUUGAUGUUGUUUUGGAUGGAUCUCUUAGACUCUUGGAUCUUUGCAACACAGCCAAGGAUGCCUUGUUGCAAAUGAAGGAGUCAACUCAGGAACUUCAAUCAGCUAUGCGAAGAAAACAUGGGGGUGAAAUCAGUCUCUCAAGUGAGGUUAAGAAAUUCUUGAGCUCUAGAAAGAUGAUGAAGAAGGCACUCUCCAAGGCCAUGGAAAACAAAUCCAAAUUCAGUACUUCAUCCCUUAAGAAGGAAGAGCAAACUGCUGAAAUCGUUAGCAUAUUGAGAGAAGUUGAGUUGAUCACCUUCAGCGUUUUUGAAUCAAUGGUCUCUUUUGUUUCUGAAUCAAAGUCAUCCAAGGCAAACAGCUGGUCAUUAGUUUCCAAGGUGAUGAAGUCCAGAAGAGUAGCUUGCGAGGGAGUCAACGAAUGUAACGAAUUCGCAAGUGCAGAUGGUGCCUUGGCCAGCCUCAUCAGCAAGAAGAUAAAGAAAACUGAUAACAAAGUUGAAGAGAUCAAUGCACAAAAUGAGCUUCAAUCAGUGGAGUCUUGUAUCCAAGUUCUUGAACAAGGAGUUGAGAGCCUUUACAGGCGUUUGAUCAAAACUAGAGUUUCUCUGCUAAACAUUCUCAACCACUAGCUAGUAGUAUAAACACAAUAGUACUUACUUAUGUAGAAACUUAGGCCUACGAAAAUUCAUAUAGCAAUAGAAAAGUCUGGGAACCAGCUUUUCAUAUACACUUGUACAUAUCAGUUUUAACAUACAAAAUCAAAUACUUGUUCG